CCCCUCCUCUGCCCCACUGUUCCACAUCUAGUUGCCUGCCCGUCUAGCCGCAAGCAACAGCAGCCAUGAGCAAGCCACACAACCACCCGGCCCUGACCACCUCGACCGGCGCGCCGGUCGUGUCGAACCAGGCCUCGCUGACCGUCGGCCACGACGGGCCGAUGCUCCUGCAGGACAUGCACUUCAUCGACAAGAUGGCGCACUUCGAUCGCGAGCGCAUCCCCGAGCGUGUGGUCCACGCCAAGGGCGCCGGCGCGUUCGGCUACUUCGAGUGCGCCCUCGACGGGCUUGGCAGCAGCCUCUCCUGCGCGGACUUCCUGUCCAAGAAGGGAAAGCGCACGCCGGUGCUGGCGCGUUUCUCCACCGUCGGCGGGGAGAAGGGCAGCGCCGACACCGCGCGCGACCCGCGCGGCUUCGCCAUCAAGUUCUACACCGACCAGGGCAACUUCGACAUGGUUGGCAACAACACCCCGGUCUUCUUCGUGCGCGAUGCGAUCAAGUUCCCCGACUUCAUCCACACGCAGAAGCGCAACCCCCAGACCAACCUCAAGGACCCGGACGCCUUCUGGGACUUUGCCUCGCUGGUGCCGGAGUCGCUGCACCAAUUCACGGUGCUCUUCUCGAGCCGCGGCACGCCGGACGGCUUCCGCCACAUGCACGGCUUCAGCUCCAACACCCUGAGCAUGGUGUCCACCUCCGGGCAGAUUCGCUAUGUGAAGCUGCACUUCAUCACCGACCAGGGGAUCAAGAACCUGACCGAUGAGGAGGCCACUCGCCUGGCCGGCACCGACCCGGACUACGCCACGCGCGACCUGUUCGAGGCCAUCGAGCGCCGGGACUUCCCCUCCUGGACGGUGUAUGUGCAGGCCAUGACCCCGGAGGAGUGCGCCCAGUUCGAGGUGAACCCCUUCGAUGUGACCAAGGUCUGGCGGCAUGGGCUGGUCAGCAUGCUGAAGAUUGGCCGCAUGGUGUUGGACCGGAACCCGGACAACUUCUUCGCCCAGAUCGAGCAGGCAGCCUUUGCCCCGGCCAACAUGGUCCCCGGCAUUGAGCCCUCGCCGGAUCGCAUGCUCCAGGGCCGGCUCUUCUCCUACAAGGACACCCACCGGCACCGUCUGGGCACCAAUCACCACCUGAUCCCGGUGAAUGCCCCGCUGCCGGCCGCGCACCCGGCCAAUUACCAGCGCGAUGGCGACAUGAACACCGGCCCCAAUGGCAAGUCCCGGCCGAACUACGAGCCCAACAGCCAUGACGGGACCCCCCGGCAGGUGGGCCAGGCGGCCGGCGAUACGCCCUUCGUCCCGGUGCACCACAAGGACUCCGGCCCGAAGGACCUGCAAUUCACCAUCGGCCGGUAUGAGUACAAGCUCACCGACACGGACUUCGUCCAGCCGGGGCUUCUGUAUCGGCUGCUGAAGCUGGAGGAGCAGAAGGCCCUGACCGACAAUCUGGGCAACCACCUGGCCGCGGCCAAGCGCGAGAUCCAGACCCGCCAGCUGGACAACAUCCGCCGUGCCGAUGAGGCCUACGCCCAGGGGGUCAGCAAGGCCAUCCUGCUGUCUUCGAGCAAGCUCUAGGCACCUUCCAGGGCUCAUGCCGGCCCCCGGACAUGUGUGGGCCCCCGGGGCCAGGUACGGGGCCACCGGCAGAGAGGCACCCACUGCCAUGGGGAUGGGCUGGGCACCCCGUCCUAAAUGGCCUGGUGUUCAUGCCUCCUGCCUGAUUCCUGCGCUUCCUCGUCCCUGCCAUGGGGCAGGGGGCCUGCCCUGUGUUUCGUGUGUCCGACGCGCGCGCACGCGUACACACCCGAGCCCGGCGAUGUGUGGGAUGUAGGGCCAGCCACUGCACGCCGCCCCAGGCAGGCACACACACACACACACACACACACACACAAAAGCAUACGGGCACAUACAUGUACGGACACAGAUGUGGACCGGGCCGUUGCUCUUCCCCUCCCUUUCAAUUCGAGCGAAGGCCCGGCGGGGCUGCCCAGCAGAAACCCCAUCUGCAUGUGUAUGUAUGUGUGCGCUGAAGUAUACACAGAUGUCAUAUUUGCGCCCGGCUUCUGGCCAUCGGUGGGGCGGGCCUUCUUUUUCCCUGCACGUGAGUACCCCACAGGAGGUGCCCCCUCCCCCUGCGGCGAGGGGAGAGUGCGACUUCUCAUCUAUUGGCAGAGAGGCGAUGCAGCUGGGCGGGGGGAGCGGCAUGUCGCAGCGAUCUGUGAGGGGGGGGGGGAGAGGGG
Messenger RNA from Fonticula alba, 2242 nucleotides. RefSeq names its product catalase. Gene Ontology annotation, cellular component: peroxisome; mitochondrion; cytoplasm. NCBI's taxonomy places the organism in Eukaryota, Rotosphaerida, Fonticulaceae. The record is from RefSeq and is a predicted model, not a curated record. The transcript is spliced from 3 exons. Bases 66 to 1577 code for a protein of 503 amino acids. Gene Ontology annotation, molecular function: heme binding; catalase activity. Gene Ontology annotation, biological process: response to hydrogen peroxide; hydrogen peroxide catabolic process.